Messenger RNA from Durusdinium trenchii, 1275 nucleotides. The record is from the annotation of a GenBank genome assembly. NCBI's taxonomy places the organism in Eukaryota, Dinophyceae, Suessiales, Symbiodiniaceae.
AUGCUGCGCUUGGCAGUCUUGCUCCUGUGCGGGCUUAAAGGGUUUGGCUCCGAGCUGUGCCUUGAGGAUGGUGUGCCGGAAAGUCAGCGAAAGUAUAUCCAGGAUGGUGCAGGCAUCGACAUUCCAAUCGGAAUCUUUGAGAGCAAUUGGGCUUCUUCUUGGCUGCUCAACAAGUUGACCGAAAUGUUGGUUCAAGAAGUGAUGGGCUACCAUGCGAAGGUUGAUCCUCGCAUGGGCGCCAAUGGAGCGUCUUGCUUUUACGCGUUGCCCGGGUGCAUGGAUUUUGACAACAAAAUCGUUGCCGAGAAGCAGUGUGGAAUUAACGAGACCACGCUCCAUAUCAGCGUGGACUCUUGGGUUGGCAGCUACGCUUCAGCAAUGGAUCAAUUCAACAAGGAAUUCCCCAGAAUUGCAUCGGUAGACUUGGGCUCCAUGGGUUAUGCAGGUGAGGAAUCCAUGUACGUGAGCCAGGCCAUUCUGAAUGAUGCUUACGGGGAUUCGGGUCUCGCCCUUGACUUCUACAAGAGCUACAACACUACGCAUCACAAUCCGAGGAAAUAUUUUGAUUCGAUUCAUGACGUGGACCUCUCGGAAUUGGAAAUGUGCAACGAGACGGACAUGAGCAACCCGAGUCGAAUUGGAGACUAUGCCAAGUACUCUGGGGACUAUGAUGGGGUAGUGAGCCAAGCAGACGGUACGUUUGUCGCCAAGUGCACAGACAACCGCUGGUGGUAUGCUCCUGCUUGCAGACAAAAUUCCUCCCAGUGCAUCCCUCUAUUCACGUCAGGCAAUGGUUGGAAAUUGCAAGCAUUGAUGCAGUGGUCCACUGCCUACGGAAUGCCAACAGCUAUUGCACUCUCCAAGGGGUAUUCCACAUGGAUGAAACAUGUGAAGAAUCAUCGUGCCUUGCACUACUGGUGGGUUCCAGAUUCAACCUUCAUCGACAUGCUGCCAGAGCCUUUGACGUUUGCGCGUCACAGUGCGACUGAGUGGUUAGAGGGAGACAAGAAGAGCGGAGCAAAAGGAAGCUACGUGUCCAAGUUGGUGAGUCACAACUUGCAAGCCAAGGCUGGCAGGGUACGUGAGUUUGUCUCCAACAUGAACUUUGAGCUUCCAGAAGUACAACGUCUUCUUUUGGAACUUGAUCAGUUGGGCUCCACCUACAACGUUUCAUGCAAGUGGAUGAAGGAGAAUCGAGACGGGUGGGGCAAGAAGAGAGGGGGUUCAUAUAUAUAUAUAGUGUUCACUUCUUGUUUGUCCCUCCGCAAAGACUAA